This is a messenger RNA of Serendipita indica DSM 11827, 3414 nucleotides long. Lineage: Eukaryota; Fungi; Basidiomycota; Agaricomycetes; Sebacinales; Serendipitaceae. The record is from the annotation of a GenBank genome assembly.
AUGCAGUACGCUCCUAUGCCCGUGAGGACGCUCGCAGGAGCUCUGGCAGACGAUGGCGACCUUGAUUCAGAGGUUCCAAAGAUCUGUGUUGACUAUCUUAGUCACCAGUGGGCCGAAGAGGACGUUUGGCGGUCAUGGCGUUCGAUGACCAGAGCAAAGUAUGAGAUUGCAAACGGCAUGCGUCUCGAAAACGCUUCCUGGAGAACAUGGUGGAAGCAACGAAACAAGCUCAAGACCAUCUCGCCCGAGAAUCUCAACUGGCUCAAGGAUAGCGACGUGACCUGGUUGUACGGUCCUUUGCACCAGGCGCCGUCUGUGCCUCCGACAAAAAUCGCUUCCACCGCAGACAAGAUUGGGUUCGACUUGCCCAAGUCCAAGUUGACGCGCAGGGCAGGAGACCAGACCUCACAAUCUACAUCUUCCACAUCCUCACAGCCAUCUUCACAAGCCAAACCCAUUCUGAAGAAGCGAUCUGUGACGGAUAUUUUGGCGAUGGGGAUCGUCGCCCCGCGUGCACCCCAGAGCUCGAGCUCCCCUAUUUAUGAAGCGGUUACGGCAGAACUUGAGGGUGAGCCGAUGCCGGGACAGGGGGAGCCAGAGAUUCAAGCGGAUCCUUCCACGCUCCCACCCGCCGCUGGCAUCCUUAAAUCGUCACCAAGGCCGGCUCUCUGGCACACAAAGUCAGACUCGAUUCUGGCUCGCCAGGCCAUGCUUUCUACGAGUCCCAUGAGCGUAGAAAAGCUCAGCCCACCUGGUGAUAGUGCGCUCUCUGUCGCAUCCAAGUCGGCCUCUCGUAGCCCACCACCUCUUGCCCGCGCUGGACAUAGAUCCGACUCUUCAUCCUCUUACCAAGUUUCUGACGACUCGUCUGCUCCUGCCAGAUCGAGGCGGCACAUUAGCUUCAACUCGUUUGUCGAGCAGCGAGUGGUUGUCGACCCGUCCCCGCGCCGAAAGGUGUCUGCCGAUGAUAGGACAUCUUCAGACUCUGAAUCUGAAUCUGAAGACGAGGAUGGUACAGUGUUGGAGAUGAGGUCUCUCUCUGGCUCGAGUCUUUCGUCGAGUCGAAGAGGCUCCACCAACAGCCAGACUUCCUCCGACACCAACCCUCGAUCAGCGGGUAUGAUGACCAUGAUCACCGCUCCAAUUGCUCCCACUCUCCUCAAGGAACCAGAAGACCUCCCCGCCCCAAGCCCCGCAGUCGUCUUUGUUGCUCCUCAAGGAAUCGACGAGGAGACCCUCAAGUACGAGGUUCACAUUGCCUCCAAAGUUCAUUUCUCCGUACCAGCUGACCGCAGGCGAUUGGAUACUGCCUGGUCACCUGCACAUGGCGAUGAGUACGACCAAACAGAAAUAGUCGACUACUUUUCUGGCGUACCAGUCCCGGAGCCCGAGCGAGAGCCAAUCUAUACAGAUGAGGACGAGGAUGCCAUUACGGUUCGACGGCGAAUACGAUCCCCUCGAUCGAGUGGAUACUUUGUGCAAGACGAUGGUACACAGUGGCGAAAGGGACAAGCGGGCUCGACUGUGGGAGGGCCGACGCCCGAUUCUUCUGAGACGGGCCCGCUACGCUCAUCUGUCGGCCCUCGUCAAAGUUCAUUCUCGGAACGUGCGAGCGAAUACAUCAAGGUAUCUUCCGUGUCCCCUCCCACCAUCAGUCACGACGAGAUCGCUGGCAAGACGGAUACGACAAGCGCCCGUGUUAUCGUCCCGCGUUCAGGCUCUGCCUCCAAUCUAACCUUGUACCAAUAUUCGGAUGUGGUUGGUUCCGCUCCACGCUCCAGCCAUUUGACUUCCUCGCUCAAUGCUCAUAACCAAGGGAGGAGCUCAAGUGGCCGUACGAGGAACCGACCGCGUGGUGCCUCGUUUGAAGGCGUAGAUAUGAGGGGCGAAACAUCGGCGCUUUCGGUCCGUUCCAAGUCUAACAAUGGUGGACUUGUCAGAAGUCAAUCUGCGGCAGUUGUCUCUCCCGCGAGAGAACAGCCCGUGGUAGAGGUCAGAGGGCGAUCGCAGCGCAUCACAGAGGAGCUUGAGCGCCCGAGGAGAGGUCGUUCACUAUUGCGGACAAAUUCUUCAUCCACCAUUUCGGAGAGGGAACGUAGCAGCACGACCACAGCCAGCACAAGCCCUCUCGGAAGCCUAUCGCCGCGAUCUAGCUCGUCAGUUGGAAUCGUUGGUGGAUACAUCGCUCCUCCAAACGGCCUUGGUUCCAUCAUCAUCGCACCUUCUGCCUCUCUCAGGAGUUCAAGCGGUCUCCGAUUCGAGUCUGGGUCAUGGAGUGCCGAUGAGGAGCAGAAGAUAGACGGAGGCGAUCUUGCGCAGAUCAUUGCACCUUCUGCUCCAGCAACUGCACCGACGCCGGAGUCACCCGUGCAGGCGAAGCCUACAACUUCGGGCUUGGUAAGAACGUCGAGUUCUACGAAUAUACCGGCACAGACGAGCCUGUCCAGACAAUCUUCAUCGUCCAAUCUCGUGAGGACGUCUAGUUCGAGUAACAUUCCAGCGCAGACCAGUCUCACAUCGCCUGGCGGCAUUCGACGAACAGGUUCUUCGUCCAGUAUAUCUAACCGCCCUGGCAUGCUGCAGCGCACGAGCUCUUCAUCCAACAUUGCUGGGACCGUGAGACCGACGCCGCAGCUCAUCACCUCUCCCGUUAACGAGAUUCCAACUGUCGUUCUGCAGCCAUCGAGUCGUCGCUCGUCCCUCACCGACAUUGUCGGUGUUCGCAAUCUUAGCACAGACAUUGCGAGCUCAAGUCCCUCGACGUCUCUGGUGAGCCAAAGUCCAGAGUCGACAGGGUCGUUCUGGCGCGCAAAUGAGCUAGAGUCGCCCGCAACCCCACCCUCGCCAGCAGACAAGGUGCAAAAGCCAUCUAUUGACGAACCUUCUCUCCUGCAACGAGAGCUGCUGUUGACAAAGAGCUCCCUCAAGCCUCGGGCAUCAGGACUCUCGCUCGCGUCCAGCACGUCCAAUGGGUCCAAUUCGUCCAAUACGACCGUGGUCCCCAGCGGCGAACCCAAGCACGGUUCAUCGCAGCUGGCUUCGGUCUCUUCCUCUGCCUCUUCCACGACAUCUGGUCUGUCUAUGCAUCGCCGGUCAACUUCGCGCUCGUCUCAUUCUGCCGCACCCACAACUCCUCCACCAGUUAUGCGGAGCAGCUCGUCUUCGACAACCACACGCCAUGUGACUCAGGCUGUGGCGACGAGAGCUGAUCUGGAUUCACCGUCGGGAAGUGCUUCUGAGAAGCACCUCAGGCGCCUCAGUGGAGGCAUAGGCUCUCCUGUGGAGGAGAAGCCUGGCUCUGGAUCUCAAUCUCCCUCUCCUGUUUCUCCUGGGUCUGUCUUGUCUAACGUCGUGGGGAGUGCUCGGGGUCUCUUUGAUGCACUCUGGGGAAAUCACGACCACAACUCGUCAUAA